Messenger RNA from Meloidogyne enterolobii, 352 nucleotides. The record is from the annotation of a GenBank genome assembly. Lineage: Eukaryota; Metazoa; Nematoda; Chromadorea; Rhabditida; Meloidogynidae.
UGAAGGACAAAAAUUAUUAAAUGAAACAUCUGCAGCGUUGAAAGCAGAUCAAAAGGCUUCUAAUGAUUCAAUGGAAAACAUGAAGGAAAAAAUAAAAAGGGUGGAAAAAGAAUUGGAGGAUGGCAUUGCAAAGGCUGAAAAAUCAAAUUCAAAGGAAGAUUGGGCAAAUGUUGAUAGAAUUUCUGUUAAAGCUAGUCAAACUGGAGUGGAAGCAGCAAAGCUUGGAAGACAAAUUGCUGAAAAUGCUGAAAAAGGAAUUGACGCAAUUAAGGAAAUGAGAGAAUUGGAAAAUUUAAUGAAUAAACAAGUGGAGGGUAAAAAAAUUUCCCUUUAUUUUGAAGGCAAAAUGUAA